This is a messenger RNA of Phyllostomus discolor (pale spear-nosed bat), 1857 nucleotides long. RefSeq names its product SAM domain-containing protein SAMSN-1. The record is from RefSeq and is a predicted model, not a curated record. NCBI's taxonomy places the organism in Eukaryota, Metazoa, Chordata, Mammalia, Chiroptera, Phyllostomidae. Gene Ontology annotation, molecular function: protein binding.
UGUCCGAACAGCUGCGAAGGCAAGAGCGAGCUACAAUGGACAGUGAUGUUUUUUACAGCAGCAAGGAGCUGAAGCCAACCAAAUUGAAUCUUUUCUGCUUUUCACUGGAGGGCUCUGUGGACAGUUUAUAUGAGCCAGUCCCAGAGCAGCAUGCUAAUAAAGAAAGCACCUCUGGUAAAAUUGGUUCUCUCAUUUUAUCCUUUGGGGAGAGCAGAGAAGCAUACAACAAUCUUUUCAUGGUCAAUCUGGAGAUCUAUGUCUGAAAAGAAAGGAUUUGAAAGGAAAACAGUCAAUGAUACAAUUUGGCAGGAAUCCUGCAAGCCUGAGAAUGAUCCCCACAUCAGAAGACUCUGUCAGCUAAAAGAAGCUGAAGAUACAACCUUGGUUUCCUAUAUGAAAUUAUCCAAAUUUCAAGAAAAGAAAGUUAAUAAUAUUAGCAUAAGGAAGAAAGAAAAAAUAGAGUUCAGACUGGAUUCUCUGUCUUCAUCACUGUUUAGAUCCAACACUUCAACUGGAUGCAACUUGGCAGAAAUGUUAUCUUACAAUGAAGGUAAAAUUCAAAUGUACAACAAUUGGAAGCCUUUUCCAGAUAAAACACUCUGGACAUGUGCUGAUUUGGAAAUUGCCCAAGUAGGACCCCAGGACAACGUUUUUUGCCGUAAUCACCACCCACGUCUCAAGUCUUCUUGUACAGAUAUAGAGGUGAUGCAUGAGUGGCGCAGCAGCAGCUUUGGGAAUUUUGACCGUUUUCGGAAUAAUUCCAUAACAAAACCAGAUGAUUCAACGGAGGUGUAUGAGGGGGAACUCAUGAAUGAGAAUGGAGAACAAAAUAAAAAUACAAAUAAUGGAAAAGGUUUAGGUAAAAAGAUGAGAGCCAUUUCUUGGACAAUGAAGAAAAAAGUGGCUAAAAAGUACGUCAAAGCCCUUUCUGAGGAAAAGGAUGUAGAAGAUGGAGAGGAUGACCUCCCAUGUCGGAACAGUGACCCCAUAAUUGGGACACACACAGAAAAGCUUCCCCUCAAAGCCAGUGAUUCCAUGGAUAGUCUCUACAGCAGGCGGAGCUCAUCAAGUGGCAUAACAAGCUGUUCAGAUGGUACGAGUAAUCGGGACAGCUUUCGACUGGAUGAUGAUUGCCCCUACUCUGGACCAUUCUGUGGCCGUGCCAGAGUGCAUACUGAUUUCACACCAAGCCCUUAUGACAUUGACUCCCUUAAAAUCAAGAAAGGAGACAUCAUAGACAUUAUUUGCAAAACACCAAUGGGGAUGUGGACUGGCAUGUUAAACAACAAGGUGGGAAACUUCAAAUUUAUUUAUGUGGAUGUCAUCUCAGAAGAGGAAGCAGCCCCCAAGAAAAUAAAGGCACACCGAAGAAGUGGAACAGAAAAAUAUAAGACUCUGCAGGAAUUCUUAGAGGGGAUUCACCUUCAGGAAUACACAUCAACACUUUUGCUCAAUGGUUAUGAGACACUAGAAGAUUUAAAGGAUAUAAACGAGAGUCAUCUCAUUGAAUUAAACAUUAAAAACCCAGAAGAUAGGAUGAGGUUACUAUCAGCUGCUGAAAAUCUCCUUGAUGAAGAAACUAUUCAAGAGCAAGAAAAUGAAUCUGUGUCCCUAUCCUUAAGCCCAGACAUCUCCUUAAAUAAGUCACAGCUACAUGACUGCCCAAGGGACUCUGGUUGCUAUAUCUCAUCAGAAAAUUCAGAUAAUGGCAAAGAAGAUCUGGAGUCUGGAAAUCUGACUGCCAUGGUGCAGAAGAUUGCUAUCACAGAAACCAGUGACUGAGCACAUAUUCUAAACUCUGUAUCUGCCGCUGCAUUCCCUCUUAACUCUUCCUGAGCUAAAAGAUCAAAUAAGAAA